AUGUCUUCCAUUACUCUCAAGGCUGCUGCGGCCGUGGCCGUCGCCCUAUCACAGCCGGUCGUCGCCGCUGUGUUUCCCGCCAAUACCUUCAACCGUUCCGAGAUCGAAGCCAUUCCUUUGGAGAAACGUGGUUCAAUGGACGCUACGAUACUAUGGGACAAGGGAGAAAUCCCCUACAUAUUGGAAACACUUCCUCAUGACUUGUCGAAUUCUAUCCGCGAUGCCAUGAGAGUGUGGGAACAGCGCACCUGCAUCCGCUUCGUCCCGAAACAAAAUCAAGGAGCCUGGGUGUAUUUUAACAAACGAGAUACCGGCUGCUUCGCACAUAACCUGGGCGCUCCCAGCUCAGGGGAAACCAUAGUUAACCUUGAUUAUCCCAGCGUGGGGGAAAGAAUCGGAAGUUUUGGCCAGGACAAAGGCUGCAUGGAAGCUGGCAUACCUACGCACGAGCUGGGCCACGUAAUUGGGCUCACCCACGAGCAACAGCGACCCGAUCGUGAUCAGUUUAUCCGUGUGUAUAUGGAAGCUAUCUGGAGCGACUGGCAAGAUCAAUAUGCCAUCCAUGAUUCCGCUGAUAUAUCGGUGCCCUUCGACUAUAACUCAAUCAUGCUUUACCACAAAGGAGAGAACACCAGGAAGGGCUACGGGUAUUCCAUGGAAUCGAUCACAGACAAGGACAUCGAUCCAUGGACCUCGCCGACGGACAACGAUUACCUGGGUGUUAACAAAGCCUACGGUUGUGAAGAGUAUUACACGCGCGCAGUCCCCGAGUGUCGUCCCGUUGCCAUUAAUGCGGACGAGAACAAAUCGUCUUACAGCUUCAUCAUCGACAAGUACACGGAGCAGUACAUGCGCGAUCACGGAUACACACACGUUGCAGCUCAUCAAAACUGUCGCGCCAACACCAAUCUCCAAAGCACAGACAAUUGGGGGUUUACUCCCUUAAACGGCUGGGGCCCCAAGGCUCAGUAUCAAGUCACUGUCGACCGUUGCAAAAAGGGAUUCGACCGUCACGGCAGCCGCUAUGAGGUCGCGCUGUGCAAGGGCGACAAUGAGGGUGCCUGCGACAUUAAAUGUGGUCUGCGCCGCAUCUGUCCCGUGGACGCCAACGGGAACCAGGUUGACAGCAAGGCCGUCAAUGUCACUGACGAUGCUCUGUGGGUUUGCCAUCCCCAUUAG
This is a messenger RNA of Colletotrichum navitas, 1179 nucleotides long. RefSeq lists its product as uncharacterized. The record is from RefSeq and is a predicted model, not a curated record. The coding region runs from base 1 to 1179 and encodes 392 amino acids. Gene Ontology annotation, biological process: proteolysis. Gene Ontology annotation, molecular function: metalloendopeptidase activity; zinc ion binding. NCBI's taxonomy places the organism in Eukaryota, Fungi, Ascomycota, Sordariomycetes, Glomerellales, Glomerellaceae. The transcript has 3 exons.